Molecule: messenger RNA, 2037 nt
Organism: Platichthys flesus (European flounder)
Lineage: Eukaryota; Metazoa; Chordata; Actinopteri; Pleuronectiformes; Pleuronectidae
Product: zinc finger protein Gfi-1b-like
Exons: 6
Coding region: 200-1168 (322 amino acids)
Biological process (GO): regulation of transcription by RNA polymerase II
Molecular function (GO): DNA-binding transcription factor activity, RNA polymerase II-specific; RNA polymerase II cis-regulatory region sequence-specific DNA binding
Source: RefSeq, a predicted model, not a curated record
ACUGUCAACAUCAACGACUGACGGCCCGGCUCAGAACAGACUGGCUUCAUACUGAACGUGACCCACUGGUUCCAUAUCAUCUUAUUUAAGUUGAAAAGGUCUCUUACCUUUGUCAAACUACCAGCGUGAAGUUUGUGUGUGACUUUAGGAAGCAACGGAGUAAUGUGAGAACUGAGCACGUCCUGCUUCCCUUUGAACGAUGCCUCGCUCCUUCUUGGUGAAGCGAGGAGGGCUGCUCCACCCUCGGCCCGCAGCAAGAAGACCCGGCCCCAGAUCGACCCCAGUGACAUUCAACCAGUUAGAGAAGAAGUUGGGGUGCUCCUGGGAGACGAGACUGAAGGACUCCACAACAGAGACCCCCAAUGAUAACACAGAGUCCAUCACGUUACUGCAGCCAGACCUUUUUGCUGCCGCUCACUCACAUGAGAGAGGACACCUUCAGCCACUAAGUCCCACAUCUUAUGACUGUGGUCCUGCUGAGCCUUUGAGGCCGGAUACUUGUAUCCCUGUGGAGAGAGCGGACUCGGACACUCUGACACCCGGCUCUUGGUCCAAACCUCAUGUGAGCUCAGGAUAUCCUGACAAAUCUUCAGCAGUUCUAGGCAACCUGACUCAGCCUCUGAUCCUGAGGGAGACCAGGAGCAGAGGCUGCUCCAAGACCAGUGCUCCAAGGCAAGAGUGUCCACUCUGUAGCAAGAUUUUUUCCUGUGUGUCCAGUCUGAAGACUCACAAAUGCAGGAGUCAUGAAAGCAGAGCACAUGUGUCCCCAGUACACAUCACGUCCAGCCGGACAAAUACUGUGCGGUCACCAUGCAGGGGCAAGGAGCGGACGUUUGGCUGUGCCGUGUGCGGGAAAGUGUUCAAGCGCUCCUCCACCCUCUCCACUCAUCUGCUCAUACACUCAGACACACGGCCGUAUCCCUGCCAGUACUGUGGCAAGAGGUUCCACCAGAAGUCUGACUUGAAGAAACACACCUUCAUUCACACCGGAGAGAAGCCCCACGUGUGUGGGAUAUGUGGGAAGGCGUUCAGCCAGAGCUCCAACCUCAUCACCCACAGCCGCAAGCACACGGACGACCGUCCCUACCGCUGCCCCCGCUGCCCCUACAGCUUCCAGCACAGAGUGGAGCUGCGGCAGCACCAGGAGCUCCACUGCACCUACCACUGACUCGGUCUCAAGCCUCCUCUACAAGCAGGGGGAGCAGGAAGCCACUGACUGUGUCGUAUUUGUGAAGUCAAAUCUUUCAUCCAAAAGCGAUAGUUGUUUAUAUUUUAGAUUUCUUUUAGGUCACUGAGGAAAGAACAAUGCUGUUCUUGCCCUUCUCACAUUAUCCAGCACAGUGGUGGGAGAUUAUUUUGAACAAAGCUUGGUUAUUUACUCGUUCACUUGUAAAAAAAUGUAGCUGUGCUACUGUUCUCUAUUUAUAUACAAGAAUGUUGGUGAUUUAGUUUAUUCAGCAGCACGUCGAGAGUUGAGAAAUGGAGAAUGUCAGCCACUGAAUCUGAAGGCUCGAUGAUUGGAAGUGGAAAGUAUCACAUUCAUUAUUACAGGAAUUUAACUGAGUGAGACAUUAAUAAAUGCCUUAGGACAGACCUUUUAUGUAUUUGGUAUCAUAUGAAGUCGUGGAAGAAGGACAAUGAUACAAUAGGGGUCCAGCAACUGAACCGAACUCAGCUUAAGAAUGGUUUAAAUGAUCAAAAUCCGCCAUUCCAAACCACGGCAUCCUUAGGGAGUGACUCACAGAGGAAGGGUCAGGAAAAGAUUUCCAUAACAUAUUAAACCAAUAAAAAAUGGCAUAUUUUGUAGUGUCAGGUGCAGCGUCAACUAUAAGUUGAUUCACAGCAUCAUAAAUGUGCACAGAGAUUUUUUACUUUACUGCCAACUAGCUCUCGUCUAUAUUGUCUGCAAUAACUGGGGUCCUGAGUCUCUGGCAUCAUCAUUUUUUUUUUUAAGAUUGGGAACCCCUGAUCUUAAUCCUGAUUAUCAAUUACUGCUCCACAAAUGAUCACAUCGAGACACAGGUACUGUAGUUUCAC